Messenger RNA from Prosopis cineraria, 2390 nucleotides. RefSeq names its product cyclin-A1-1-like. Gene Ontology annotation, biological process: regulation of cyclin-dependent protein serine/threonine kinase activity; mitotic cell cycle phase transition. Gene Ontology annotation, cellular component: cyclin-dependent protein kinase holoenzyme complex; nucleus; cytoplasm. The record is from RefSeq and is a predicted model, not a curated record. Lineage: Eukaryota; Viridiplantae; Streptophyta; Magnoliopsida; Fabales; Fabaceae. The transcript is spliced from 10 exons. The coding region runs from base 288 to 1898 and encodes 536 amino acids. Gene Ontology annotation, molecular function: cyclin-dependent protein serine/threonine kinase regulator activity.
CCCCUCUCCCAUCUUUAUCCUUCUCUCUUUUUCUCUGCAAGAAUUUCAAACAAUAUUUCAAAGCAUAAAGACUCUUUCUUUAUGGCUCUAUCUAUAUCUCUCGCCUGAAACUCUCUGUAGUCUUCUCUCUUCUCUCUCAUUCUCUCCCCAUUUUCGCUGUUCUUGCUCUGGGAACGGUACCUAGAGCUGGGAAAGAAGUCUACAAGAAAGCAUAGAGAAACGCAAAGAAAGCUUCAUUUUCAAUUUGCAAUUAAAAACCGCUGCUAGGGUUUGAUUUUAAAAGCAGGAUGUCAAACCAGAAUCGUCGUUCGUCGUUUUCUUCCUCCACGACAUCGUCGUUGGCGAAGCGGCAUGCGUCAUCCUCGUCGUCGGAGAAUGUGGGGAAGCCUACUUCCCUGCCUCCACAUUUGGCCAAGAAGCGCGCGCCUCUCGCUAACUUGACCAAUCUAAAGAAUGUGCCUCACGCUGCUUCACGGAACUCUCUGCCAUCAUCAACUCUGGUACCUGGUGCAACUAAAAUCGCUAAGACAAACAAGGAACCCACCUCAUCGAACGUGAAAUCAAGUGCAGUUGUGUUCCCUGAGGUCAGCUCAUUUACACAAAAGGAUGAAGCUGUUCCUACAGUUGCAGCUUUCACCGUUCCAGUUUCUACCAACUUCAAUGCAAAAUCAAGUGCCAUUGAUUUUCCCAAGUUUGCUCCUGUUCCACAGAAGUUCGAAGCUGCUCCUUCAGUUUCCAACUCCUCCGUCCCUCUUGCAAGCAGCAUGGAUGUUUCUCCUUGUAAAUCAGAUGGCAUGUCUGUCUCUCUGGACGAGACCAUGUCUACUUGCGACUCAUUCAACAGUCCUGAAGUUGAAUAUAUGGACAAUAACGAUGUUUCAGCUGUUGACUCUAUUGGUAGAAAGACAUUGGACAUUCUAAACAUCUCCGAUAAUACAGAUAGAACAAUAGGCAACAUUUGUAACAGAGACAUUCUUGUUGAGCUGGAGAGAGAAGACAAAAUUGUCAAUAUCGAUAAUAAUUACGUGGAUCCACAGCUCUGUGCGACCUUUGCUUGUGACAUCUACAAGCAUUUGCGCGUAUCUGAGGCAAAGAAAAGGCCGUCUACAGAUUACAUGGAGAGAGUUCAAAAGGACAUAAAUCCCAGCAUGCGUGCUAUAUUGAUUGACUGGCUUGUAGAGGUGGCUGAAGAGUACCGGCUUGUGCCUGAUACAUUGUAUUUGACAGUGAACUACAUAGAUCGGUAUCUUUCAGGGAAUGCCAUGAACAGGCAAAAAUUGCAAUUACUUGGAGUUGCCUGCAUGAUGAUUGCCUCUAAAUAUGAGGAGAUUUGCGCGCCUCAGGUGGAAGAAUUCUGCUAUAUAACUGAUAACACGUACUUCAAAGAGGAGGUUUUGCAAAUGGAAUCAGCGGUGUUGAAUUUUCUGAAAUUCGAAAUGACAGCCCCAACAACCAAAUGUUUCUUGAGACGAUUCGUUCGCGCAGCUCAAGGAGUGAAUGAGGUCCCGUCAUUGCAACUAGAUUGCCUGGCCAACUACCUUGCCGAACUGUCUCUCUUGGAGUACAGCAUGCUUUGUUAUGCCCCAUCACUUAUAGCUGCUUCUGCAAUUUUCCUCGCCAAAUAUCUACUCUUCCCUUCGACCAAACCCUGGAAUUCCACAUUGCAACAUUAUACACUUUACCAGCCUUCUGAUCUGUGUGACUGCGUGAGGGAUCUCCAUCGUCUGUGUUGCAACACCCAUACUUCUAAUUUACCCGCAAUCCGAGAGAAAUACAGUCAGCACAAGGUGGAAUUCUUGCUGGCAUGUUUUUCAGUUCGUUUGUUUCAUAGUAAUAAUCUGUUUGCUUCGAUACCUUACUUGGAUUUCAUUCUUGUUUCAGUACAAAUAUGUGGCUAAGAAGUAUAUUCGUCCAUCAAUACCUCAAGAAUUUUUUCAGAGUUGAGCACAGAGGAAUCCACCUUAAUUUCCAAUUCACCGUUGGAUAGGCUUAGUUAGUAGCUUGACAUGACUAGACUAAGCGUAAGUGUAGGAAUCUUCUUGCUUUCCUCCAUCCAACUGUAUAAUGAAGUUUUUACCUUACCCCAAUCUGAUCUCAGUCUUUUUGUAGAAGAGCUAAUAUUAAUGUGCAUUGUACUGGGGAUUCUGUUGAUUCCCCAUAAUCUACCAAGCAAAAUAAACACUUGUAUUAUUUAUGAGCAGAUGACGCCGUUCAUCAUUAAGUAACACCACCAACAAACAAUACCCAACUACAGAAACUGUCCGAUUUACUAGCGAUACAACUAUCCAUAUUCUAACAUAUGAGAUAAUACCCAACUUAGCAGUUCAAGAUGGCAGGCUGGUUAUAUACAUGAAAAAAAAAAGUUAAAAAAAAAAAACUUGUAAACUAAA